AUGGAUCCCAGCAUCAUCCUAAAGACCUUGACUGGCAUCGAUGACAGCAUUCUGGCGACAGUUCUGGCUCAGCUCAUGCAGAGCAAGCCCGAGCUUGCCCCAGGCCUUGUCAAUGUCUGCGUCCCCGACUUGACCUUCGCACCAAGCAAGGGCCUGACCGAGAAGCGCUGCAUGGGCACCAUAGGGAAGCUGAACCCGGCGAUGGGCAUGGGCUUCAUCAUGUGCCCAGAGCUUAGCGCUGUCUUCGGGUGCGACGUCAUGGUCAAAGCAUUGCAAGUUGCGGGCUUUGUGGAAGGACAAGAGGUCAACUUUGCUGUGACCUUGAAUGAGGAGAACAAGCCACAGGCUUUUGACCUAAUAGACUGCAAGACCGGAAUGAAUGGUGUCCAGAUGGGCUGCAGCAUGGGCUGUGGUGGAAUGCCCUCUAUGGGGGACAUGGGGCCCGGCUGUGGUAUGGGUUGUGGGAUGGGGAGUUGUGGCUGCGGCGGCUGUGGCGGCUGCGGCAGCUGUGGCGGCUGCGGCGGCUGCGGCUGUGGCGACGGCUGUGGUAUGGCUUGUGGCUGCGGAGGCUGCGGCUGUGGUUGCGGCGGCUGCGGCGGCUGCGGCAUGGGCAGCUGCGAUGGCAUGGGCGGUGGAGACAUGAUGGGCAUGAAUCCGCCGAUGGGUGGUAUGGGUGGUCCGCCAGGAUCAAAAGGCGGUGGAAAAGCCAAUGAGGAGGUCCUGGGCGAGUUCUACGGGAUCAUAAAGAGCUACAACCCCGAGAAAGGCUUCGGCUUCAUCGCAUGCGAUGCUCUUAAGCAGCAGCACGAGGGCGAUGUCUACCUGAAUAGCAGGCAUGUGGGGGAGUUCAAAGUCGGCCAGGAGGUGAAGUUUCAAGCCUUCCUCCACAAUGGCCGACUGCAAGGCCGCGACCUACAGGACGCCACUGGGCUGGUUGGCCCCCAGAGUGGUGCUGCACCUGGUUUCGCUGAAGAGCAGGAGCUGGGCGUCUUCUCUGGAAGGAUCAAAAACUUCCAUCAGGACAAAGGCUUCGGCUUCAUCGUCUGCGAAGCCCUGAACAUGCAAGGCUUCCAGGGCGAUGUCUUCCUGCAUCAGAGGCACAAGGGGGAUUUCAGGGAAGGCGACAGCGUUGCGUUUACGGCUGUGCUCCGAAAUGGGAAGCUCCAAGCCAAGGAUCUCGAGCAAGCGCCGCCAGGUGGCCAAGGCAUGGGCAUGGGCUGCGGCAUGGGCCCAGGCAACAUGGGUGGCGCAUGCAUGGGUGGGCCUAUGAACGGGCCAAUGGGCGGUCCUAUGGGUGGCCCUAUGGGCGGGCCCAUGGGUGGGCCCAUGGGUGGUCCGAUGGGUGGUCCUAUGGGCAACCCGAUGGGUGGCCCAAUGGGCGGCCCUAUGGGUGGUGCCAUGGGUUGCCCCAUGGGCGAUUGCAUGGGUGGUUGCAUGGGUGGUCCAAUGGGUUGCGGCAAAGGCUGCGGCAAGGGGUUUGGAGACAAGGGCAAAAAUGAGCAGCCGCAGUCAAUGACCUUGCAAGAGAUGGCCCCGAUUUCGUCUAGCGAGCGACCGACGGACGAAGCCGAGGCGCUGCGCCUAUCGACAGCUGCCACACGGAUGCGCCCCAACCAGCAGUUGCGGAGUCAAAUGAAGUCUGGAUGCCUUCGUUCCGUGUUUGUUCUUGCUAUCAUCUCUCUGAGUGUGUUGGCAAUGUGGGCAAUUACCACGUCCCAGGCCACGGAGGAUGAUUUCUUCUUCAAUUGCAGCACUCAUCUCACGAGCAACCAUGUGGCGCUGGCUUUCAGUACGGCCCUGGCUGGCGUAGUAGCGCUUUGGAUCUGGUUGGUCGCGCCGACGCAGCACAUGGUUCGAUCGUCCUACUUCUUGAUGCUCAAUUGGAUUGCGGGCUUUGCGAUUUCUUGUAGCAUGCUCUCCGUCCGGUGCUAUGCUCGACAUAGAUGUGUGGGGCGACUUCUCUGGUUCGAGCUAACCGUGCUUGUAUGUGUGUUUCCUGGCUGCAUCGCAUUGGCGACAUACGACCCUGAGUUCAUUGGGGACGGAGCGCUUUUGCUCUCUGACGGUUUGAUGGUACUUUCCAUUCUGGCCGAACUGAUUGUUUUCUUGCUGUGGUUUAUUCUGGUUACCGUGACGCUGUGCCGCGCCUAUUCAGUGAUCCAGGGUGUUCUGUGGAGAGUCACUUCCGCAGAGAUGCCAGAGGCUGCCAAAGAGCUACGUUCUGGACGGAGAGGAGCUUUGCUACAGAUGGCUGGGCUGGUCAUUAGUUCAGUCACAGCCCUUAGCUUCGUGGCAUUGGCACUACUUGGUCCUUCAUUGCAUGUGCGAAGCAUGGGCAGCGGUGUCCUUGCGGAGGACGGAGGCUCCCCAGACCUCGACAUGCUUGUAAUUGUAGUAUGUCUCACUGUCCUUCUGAACACAGUCGGCAUUGUUCUUCUGUCGGGGGCGCAUCGUUUGCUUCGUUGGAGUUCUGCCCAGGCUUUGCCAGCACUCCCUUGGAGUUCUUUCAAGUCUUGUACACGUAGAGGCCGGAGGGUGCCCAGGAAAAUCAGCAAAGGAGAAGAGUGGGAACGAAAGACUGAAGAGCUCAGUGGCCGGGGAAUAACCUUGAAGGACCUCAUUUCCUUUUACAAGCACUUGUGCGAGAGUGGCGAGAGUGCUAUGCCGACCUACCAGCCGUCGCUGCACACCACCAGUGACGUCGUGCGACGGGCGAUCAUCCCCAUGACACAUACAGCCUGCAGCUCCUAUGCUGAGCUAGUUAGCAGAGGGAACAAGGUGAUCCCCAAGAAAAUGGUCAUUCACAACUGGUCAAACCUCUUCCGUGACUUGCUGGCAAGUGUUGUAGCAGAUGCAAUUGGUGAGCACACCUUUCACAUGAUUGCGGAGCUCUUAUCAGACCAAGCUGGGGUUCAAGUCGUGGAGCAGCUUCUUGUCCACAAGCAGUGCAUGCAGGAGACCUACUGGAUAUGCGCCUUCGCAGUGAACCAACACCGCGGUAUUUGUUCUACCCACUCCCCUGGAGAUGUUGACCCGGUGACAAGUAUUCCACAUCCUGUCUGCUGUUGCAACACUCUAAAGUUCUUCAACAAAACGCCUCCGGUCAGUUCUGAUGGUGGGAGCAUCAGCUGUGAAAUGAACAAGUUUGAUGACAUGAUGGCAUACCUUUCGUCAAAAGACCCCCAGUUUUCAGCGGUGAUUGUUGCAGACACAUCAUUGGAUAUCUUCAGUCGAGCCUGGUGCAUGGCAGAGGUGGCGGAAGCCCAGCAGAUUGGAAUGGCUCAAUGCCUCAAACUGCGAAACAGGGACACCUUGGUGGCCAGGUCCCACUCCUUGCAAGAACUUAAAGUAGAAACCAUGUCCGCCAGACGGCCUGAGGAUAUGGAUGAGAUCCUGGGCAAAAUCCCAGACAAGCAAGCUUUCAACGAGAAUUUGCGGGACAUCAUAUUCGAUGAGCACGCCGGGCUCAUAGCUCACUGGAGCCAUGAAGAUUCCAAGCAAAAGAUGGAAUUGGUAGCACGCGUGCUGAAAUGGGCAGUUUUGUCGGAGGCUGUGGAGAAUGGCCUGCUGGUUUGGAGGCGAGGCAUAAUGUAA
This is a messenger RNA of Symbiodinium pilosum, 3594 nucleotides long. NCBI's taxonomy places the organism in Eukaryota, Dinophyceae, Suessiales, Symbiodiniaceae. The record is from the annotation of a GenBank genome assembly.